UGACAGUUUGCCAUCACCGAACGCAUGAUCACACGAUUUAUGGAUGUGCAUCGUUUUUCUUUCUAAGCUUUUCAGUACUUCCACAAACUGAGAAAAAUGUAAAUUACUGACACUUAUCUACUUAUAAUUAUUUCAUAUUAGAAAAACAAGUAAAUAUUUUUAAGAAAGAGAAAAACAAACUUGUGGCGCUGCAUCAACUCCACGUGGUUUUGUUUUGCAUCGUUUGGGAAUAGACUUUUAUGAGUAUUAUGGUGAAAGAAAACUAAGCUAGCAUUAUUUUGAAAAAAGCAAUCUGUACAAAGUAUGGUUUAAGAAAAACUGCCUUUUUGAAAACAUGAGUUCGAUCAAUUUUAGAAGCUUUAAAUCAUGGAUUUUCAAAGUUGUUUUAUUUGUAGCAAGCAGUUGGCAUUUGACAGAAUGUUCUUCUUCUCUACAACCAAAUAUGCCUCAUGUCUGUACAGAACGACAAGUGGAAUCUGUUAAAGUCCAAAAGCCAUGUACCAGAGCAUAUACUCAAAUGACAAAAGUUUGGAAACCUAAUUGUGGUCAUCAUAGUUGGUGUGUUACUUACGAACCAAGAACUGUUUAUUACACUGGUUAUACAGACGCUUUCGAAACGAAAUAUAAUACAGUUGCAAAAUGUUGCAAUGGUUGGACGCAGAAAAAUGACGAGCCUGGAUGCUUCUACCCUCAAUGCAACGAUGGCAUGUGCUACAAUUCUGGACGUUGUCUAGGCCGAGGAAGAAGUGGCAACAAUUUUCGAUGCCUUUGUCAACCUGGUUAUCAAGGUCAUCGGUGCCAAUAUGAUGUAAAUGAAUGCAUUCUUAGUAAUGGCGGUUGUCACCAUCACUGCUGUAACACGCCGGGAAGUUUUUACUGUCGUUGCAAUCCUGGCUAUAAGCUAAAUCCAGAUGACAGAACAUGUUCAGAUAUCGACGAAUGUGAGAUGUUCAAUGGUGGUUGCCAAAGCAAAUGCAUCAACUACGAUGGUGGAUACUCCUGCGAAUGCUUGCCAGGACAACGUCUUCAUACAGAUGGCCGAACAUGCAUUGAUAUGGCUAGAUUAGAUAUGGCUAGCCGCCAGUGCAGCAUUAAUAAUGGAGGUUGUCAGCACAUUUGUGACGACAGUCAUGGAAGGGCUCGCUGUCGAUGCCGUCAAGGCUAUCGGCUCAAUCUUGACGGACGAACAUGCGAUGCUGCCAAUUCCUGUGCUCGAGACAAUGGUGGAUGCGCCCAGAGGUGCGAUACGAUAGCUGGAAGAACAGUUUGCAGCUGUUUACCCGGCUUUCAGUUGGGAAGAGAUGGUAAAACAUGUAAUGAAAUCGAUGCUUGCGCCCGGGACAAAGGCGGGUGCUCCCAUUUAUGUCAAAGUAUUAACGGACGACCAGUGUGCAGUUGCUUAUCUGGUUAUCAAAUUGGAAGAGAUGGAAAAACGUGCGAGGAAUUUGACGCAUGCUCACGAGAUAAAGGAGGUUGCACACAUAUGUGUAAAAGUGUUCAAGGACGACCUGUGUGCAGUUGUUUACCAGGAUUUCAACUUGGCCGAGACGGCAAAACUUGCGAAGAUAUUGAUGAAUGCAGUACGAACAAUCCAUGCACUCAAGUGUGCCACAACUCUCCUGGUUCUUACACAUGCAUGUGUCAUCUCCACUUCCAACUUGGAAAUGAUGGAAGAUCUUGCUUCAGGAUUGAAAUGGAAAUAGUGAAUACUUGUGCCGCUAAAAACGGCGGUUGUGACCAGAAGUGUCGCCAUGGGCCAGGUGGAGCAAUUUGCAGCUGCUACUCUGGAUACGAACUAGACGCCGACGGAAAAACCUGCAACGACAUUGAUGAAUGCCAGCGAGGCGUAUCUCAGUGUAAACAAGAUUGCAAUAAUAGCCCAGGUGGCUAUUCCUGUGCAUGUCACCUUGGCUACACUUUGGAUAGAGAUGGAAUAACUUGCAAUGAUAAUGAUGAAUGCGAAGUUAAUAAUGGAGGAUGUGACCAAAUCUGCGAAAAUAUACCUGGAUCAUACAAAUGUCUCUGUCAAGAAGGUUAUAAACUUUUAGUGGAUAAAAAGAGCUGUGACGUAGUUCCAGCCAGGCAUGCAGUACUGAUUGAAACUACUCAUAGCAGAUCAGAUACGCCACCUCAUCAGAAUUCGCCAAGGUUGCGUUUCCAAGUUACUCCUCCGACUGUGGUUCCGCUCUUGGAUGAAGAAUUUCGACAGUAUUUGGCAUUGGAAGGAUUGGACAUCAGACACUCUUGUAUACGCGGUACCUUUGGUCCAGGAUGCAAGUACAACUGUGAUGAUUGUCAGAAUGGUGGGAAAUGCGAUAUAAGAGCUGUAAGUUGCACUUGUCAACCAGGAUUCACUGGUCUCUUGUGUAAUGAAACGUGUCCAAAGGAUACUUAUGGGCAAGGUUGUACCAAGAAAUGCAAAUGCCAAAAUGGUGGCAUUUGUGAUCCUGUAACUGGCGAAUGUAAUUGCCCUCCAGGUAUACAGGGAAAGAAAUGCGAAGAUGGAUGCCCCCCUGGAAAAUAUGGUGACAAAUGUGAGAAAGAUUGCCCUCAACGCUGUCCAAGUGGUCGUUGCAACAAGAUUUUCGGUUAUUGCGAGUGUGAUGCUGGAUUAUUUGGGCCUAAAUGUAACUUACCAUGUCCUCAUCAUACCUAUGGACCAAACUGCAGGAGUCAGUGUAAAUGCGUAAAGGAACACACACAAAAGUGCAACUCAAAGACAGGAAAGUGUGAGUGCAAAGUUGGCUUUACUGGCGCUAAGUGUGAAACAGUUUGUCCACCUAACCGCUAUGGCGAAACGUGCCAGAAUGUUUGCAACUGUUCUACUGGAACUGUAUGCAAUCCUCAGAAUGGAGAAUGCUUAAAAGAAUGUCCACCAGGAUAUAACGGAACAAACUGCGACCAAGUGUGCCCCGAGGGAUAUUAUGGAACAAACUGUUUGAAAAUCUGCUUGUGCGGGCUAAGAGAAUGUGAUGCUGCCACAGGAACAUGCCUUUGCGAUGCUGGAAAAACGGGACCAUUGUGUAAUCAAGUGUGUCCUAAAGGAAAAUUUGGUAAAAGCUGUUUGAAAAAUUGUACCUGUGAAAAUGGAGCUACAUGUAACCCUAAAAAUGGGAAAUGUCACUGUCCACCAGGUUUCACUGGAAAAUCUUGUGAGAAAAAAUGCCCACCUGAGACUUAUGGUCAAGACUGCAAAAAUCAGUGCUAUUGUGAGAAUGGAGCUACAUGUGACAGAGUUAACGGCAGAUGCCAUUGUUCUGCUGGAUGGACAGGAACUAAAUGCCAUCAACCAUGCAGUCCUAGGAGUUAUGGUCCUAACUGCCAAAAACAAUGCGAAUGCUUACAUGGAGAAAAAUGCGACAGAUUUUCAGGCGAAUGUAUUUGUCUUCCUGGUUGGACUGGACCACUCUGCGAUAAACCUUGCCCUGCUGGCAAAUAUGGUAAAAACUGUCAACAAUGCCAAUGUGAAAAUGGAGCGGCGUGUGAUCAUAUCAGUGGAGCUUGCACUUGUGGACCUGGGUGGCGAGGAACAUUUUGCGAGACGCCCUGCCCACCUGGAUUCCAUGGCAUAGAAUGUAACCAAAGCUGUGACUGUGGUCACGGUAUAGAUUGUCAUCCAGAAACAGGUAUAUGCCGUUGUCCAAAAGGAAAGCAUGGUGAUAAGUGCUUGAAAACUUGCCCACCCGGUACCUUUGGAAAUUCGUGCCAAGAGCGUUGUUUGUGCCAGAAUGGCGCGAUUUGCGAUCCUACUAACGGCACAUGCCUUUGUCUUCCUGGGUGGCAUGGUAAUACAUGCCAGUUGGCUUGUCCCAGUGGAACAUACGGAUUUGCUUGUGAAGGAGUUUGCCUUUGCCAGAACGAUGCAACGUGUGAUCUCAAAGAUGGUCGCUGCAACUGCAAACCUGGUUAUAGAGGGCAGUAUUGUUCUAAAGUUUGUGGUGAGGGUUUGUUUGGUAAAGAUUGCUCUCACAUAUGUUCGUGUGGAAAAGACAAGCCUUGUCAUCAUGUUACAGGAAAAUGUUCUUGUCCUCCUGGAAAAAUUGGAAAAGGCUGCGAACAAAAUUGUCCUGAAGGAAAAUUUGGACCUGAUUGCAAAGAAAACUGCAGUUGCCUUCCAAACCAGUUGUGUGAUCCAGCCAAUGGUCAAUGUUUCUGUAAAUCAGGAUUCCAAGGCCCUAGCUGUGACAAAAUAUGCCCGGAAGGUACUUUUGGAAUUGGUUGCUCAGAUCACUGCAAUUGUGAACAUGGAUCUAGCUGUGACCCAUUGACUGGGGAAUGUAUUUGCAAACCUGGAUUUACUGGGCCAACUUGCGAGCAGGAAUGCCCUGCAGGAUACCAUGGCGAUCAAUGUCUCAAAACAUGUCAUUGCCAAAAUGGAGCAUCUUGCGAUCCAUCAACUGGACAGUGCAUUUGCCCCCCAGGAUUAACAGGAAAAUAUUGCGAAGAAGCUUGUCCAGUAGGAAAAUUUGGCAAAGAUUGCAAAGAAGAAUGCAGUUGUGAGAAUCACAAAUGUGACCCCAAAACCGGUACAUGCCUCUGCCCUCCUGGUACAACAGGCUUAGAAUGUGCAGAAGGCUGCCCUCAUGGUUUCUUCGGACCAAAUUGCCAGUUAGAAUGCCAAUGUAAACAAAAUGCUUCUUGUGAUCCUGUAACAGGUUGCUGCCAUUGCCCAAACGGAUUUGUUGGCACACUUUGCGAAUAUGAAUGCCCAGCUGGAUGGUAUGGAAAGUCAUGCUUACAACAGUGCGAAUGCAUGGGUACUGCGAUAUGUAAUCCAGUAACAGGAGUGUGUACAUGCCCAGCUGGUCAACACGGCACUAAAUGUGAAAAAACUUGUGUACAAGGUUUCUACGGACAUGGUUGUCAGGAAGAGUGCAACUGCGGUAGUCACUCUUGUGACCCAGCUACUGGCGAGUGCCACUGUCCGCCUGGAUUUACUGGCCCUCAGUGUAAAGAAAUGUGUCGUGAUGGUAAAUAUGGACCGGGAUGUCAACAACGCUGCCAGUGCCAACAUGGGGGAACGUGUAAUCCUACCACUGGUAAAUGCACAUGUCGUCCAGGGUGGAUUGGAUCAACAUGUGACAUGUCAAACGGGUCCAUUUUUGGAAAUGAUGACGAUGAAACUGCCAAUGGUAUCAGUUAACCCAUGAGCUUAUGAAACAUUUUGAAAAGGACAUUAUCUAGUUCAAGUCAUCACGAAGCACUUGCGUUGAGCUGUAUUACUGGCCUUGUGCCAUAAGACAAUUCAACUUAUAGAUCAUAUUUCUCAGGAAAAUGAAAAUUAUCCUCUAUAGAAACAAUUCAAAAUUUCAUAGAAAGCAAUCACACAUUUUUGUGAUUCAAUAGCAUUUGAAGCACGAAAAUACUUUUUUUUUCUUUGUAUAUUACCGCAUGUAUCUACUUGUUAUGUCAAACAGUCAAGAUUUCAUUUACGAAUUGAAUUCUGUUUCAUUUUUUUUUCAUUCACGAUACUAAAUACAUUUUGAAAAAAAAAAAAAAAAAAAUCUUGCGAAUUUCUGCUUUUAAGCAAAAUUUCUGAUGUAUGAAAAUCAUUAUCAUAUAUUACUUUGGUUGCAAAAUUUCGUCUUAUGCAUUAAUUUGUUCUUUUGAAUUUUUUCAAAUUAAGCAAAUAUGUGAUAACACACAUGAUCAUAUUUUUUAUUCCAAGAUUAUACCUUUUUAUAGUGAUAUCGAUUGCGCGUAGGUAAUUAAACUUUGCUAUUUUGUAAUUUACACAGAAACAGCAUAUGGUUUUCGUAGUAACAUAAUUGAUAAGAAAUUUUUUUCAUUGUUUAUUUUUUUCUUUCGAACAAAAAACAUUUUUUUUAAAAUUCAGAAUUCAAUAAAUUGGUUAUUUGGAGUCGUGACUGUACAGUUUCUUCUGUUUAUCAGCUCAUGUUUAAAUUUUUGACAAAAUGAAAAGUGCCAUUUAUGUUUUUUAUGUAUCUAAAUUAUACUUAGUUAGUUUGUGCUCAUGUGAUGUGUACAGAAUGUAUGUUAUUUUGAUUCGUAAAUUCAAUCAAUAUUUCUGAGGGAAGCAAUUAAAAUGUGCGUAAUAUUUGUAUAUUUAUUUCUGCUAUUAACUGCUAAUUGAAAUUCGUGAACAUUGAUUAAUGAGCUGAAAGCAAUACCAUACAGGGUGAAAUAAAAAAAAUAUUAUCCAAAUCACGUAGAUUUUGUUCAUUUAUAUAAAUGACAAAAACCAUAUGUUCAAUGAAAAUGUCAGCUUUAGGGAAGUCAACUUUUCAUAUUGCUGUAGCAGUUUGACAUCCUCAUCAUGCAAUGCUCUUUCACACGUUGUGCCAUUACAAUUUCCAAUUUCUACGAGUAAAUUGACAGCAAUAUAGUUAGUUUCACUGCACAUACGUUCCUAGCACUUGCAGACCACAUUUGCGAAUGUAAGUCCAUGAUUGUCAUUGGUUGAAUUCAUUCAAAAAUAAAUAUCAGUUCUUCA
This is a messenger RNA of Argiope bruennichi, 6454 nucleotides long. RefSeq names its product multiple epidermal growth factor-like domains protein 6. The transcript has 36 exons. Gene Ontology annotation, molecular function: calcium ion binding; protein binding; scavenger receptor activity. Lineage: Eukaryota; Metazoa; Arthropoda; Arachnida; Araneae; Araneidae. The coding region runs from base 335 to 5143 and encodes 1602 amino acids. The record is from RefSeq and is a predicted model, not a curated record.